Leptosia nina is the source of this 2013-nucleotide messenger RNA. The record is from the annotation of a GenBank genome assembly. NCBI's taxonomy places the organism in Eukaryota, Metazoa, Arthropoda, Insecta, Lepidoptera, Pieridae.
AUGGAUUUAAAAACUUUCUCUGAAAGUGAAUUUGAUCCCAAAGAAUGGAUAAACAAAGCGUGGAGCUUGAGUGGGAAUCAAGAAAAGGAGGUUUUCGUUGCAAAUACUGUAACCAGACUACAAUUGUACAUGAAACAACUGAGUAACUCGCUAGAUGAAACAACAACACAAAUAUUAACUACAGUGCCUCGAGUGAUCCAAGAUGUGUCCUCGCUGCAGCUGGAAGGUGCAUUAUUGCAGCAGAAGUUGAUGAGCCUUGAACAGCAAGUGGAGAGUGUAGAGGAACAGACGGGACACUCCAUUGAGAGUCUUCAAAAAAUAGACUUACUUAAGAGCAAGCUUGAGAAUGCAGCGUCGGCGCUUCGCGAGGCCGACAAAUGGGCAGCACUAGCUACAUCACUGGAAGACAUCUUGGAAAAUGGUAUUCCAACGCAAAUUGACAAGUUGACAGAGCUGGCUGACUUGGUUGUUGCAAUGACAGAGAGUUUGGAGGUCUUAAGCGAUGCCCCGGACUAUGAAAAGAAGCAUACCCAGUUAGAAUUAUUGUAUAAUAGACUAGAGGCCGCGAUAAGUCCAUCCUUCAUCGAAGCAUUGACCCAGAUGGACGCUGAUCGCACGAGCGCCUACGUCUCCAUAUUUCGAGGCAUGAACCGCUCGGUGUCAGCGCACAGGUGCUGGAGACGUGCAGCAGCAGCAAGGCAAGUGGCGAGCUGGCGGCGGCUCGACUCCCACACGGUGUCGGCGCUGACGAGGCAACUCACUUCGGAUGCUAAUCGACAGGUUGAAUGGUUGACGACCGUUCUGAAGUCGGAAACGCCUAUAGCGGAAUUGAUACGACUCUACACAGACCUGUUGCUCUCACUCGACCCGUCACCCACUAAGAUCGUUUCAGCCAACUUCAAGCUGUGUCAAUCGCUGGAGGAGAGCAUCAGUAUGUUGAUCGAUUUGAAAUCGGAUGUCGACGAAUUUAUCGAUUGUAUUAUGCGUGUGAUAGACGGCUACGGGAAUAAAGAGAAAUUGUCAAAGUCGACUUUGAAGGCGCUAGGCAAGAUCGUAUAUGCUCCUUUGAGGGAAAUGAUGCCCAAUUACACAGAGCUGCAGACGCAACUGUUUCUUGCCUAUUUGGAAGACCCGCAAUUGGAGCAGAAGAACCUUCUAGAACAUUCUAGAGCGAUACAGACGAUCGCUGAACGAUGCGAGGGCUGGCUGGAUACAGCUUAUUCUAGAGGGAAGAAGAUAGCUGGAGAUGCUGUACAUUCCUACUAUAUGACUGCUUUGGAGACAUUCAUAACGGCGAUAUUGAAUUUGAUAACGGGUCACACACGACACAUCGAAGCCACAUUCCUAUCGUCAGCGUCGAAAGGACAGCACGAGGGCGUUCUCAGCGCGACGUUCCCAGCGUCGCUGAUACUGGAGACUGCGACCGGCACGCUGAUUGACGUUCUGGUCAGCAGGCAGACGGUGCCAGAGGAAACCACAAAUCAGCAUCCACUCUUCGACCUUAAACUGCUACUGGAGCAAGAAUCCCGCGACAAUAGGCCUUCGCCCUCGCUAGCGGGGCUCCGGAGGGCGAGGGAUCAACUUAAAACUCUAGCUAGAACAAUACUUAGAAAUCCGGUUGAUGUUCAGUUGGAUAAAAUACCCCAACUGUCCGUCUGGUAUAACAACGACGCGUUGUCUACUGAUUUGCCGGAUUUCGCGCUGUCACCUCAAGAGUACAUAACUGAGAUCGGUCAAUACUUGAUGACAUUACCACAACAUCUAGAGAUGUAUCUGUCUGAAAAACAGGCUCCAUGGCAGUUUCUAUCAGAGGUUUGCACAUAUACAUGUGAAAUGUACGCAGAGAAAAUACUUAAUAUCCGCAACAUGGACCCACUGGGUACGAAGAGGUGUCUGACAGAUAUUGUGUACUUGUCGAGUGUGGUGGAAGAUCUAGGAACCAAUGUAACGCCUGCUUUGAAGAACCUAGAAAAGUCCCUACGGAGUGCAACAACUAGUGGCAAGGAUACAUAG